AUGACUCUCGACACUCGCAGCCACAUGCUGCACCACCAGCAACAACUCAAGCACCGCAACGUCCAGCCCAAGACCCAACGAGUCGUCAAACGCCAGUCGGCUUCCACCAUCGACAACUCGGCCAAAUGUCUUGCAGGUGGUCUCUAUGUCAGCCCUGGCGGUGGUCAGGAGGUCCUGGUCACCAACGUCACUGACAUUCGUUGGGAUCAGUCCUGUCUCGACAACACGGUCUCCAAAAUCGACAUCUACAUCUACUCGCCCUCCAUCUCCAACCAGUAUCUCCCCAUCCACGUCUUCCAGGGCAUUCCCAAGUCGCAGCAGCUUUACGAGACCAAGCUCGACCCUCGAUGGUGGGGUCGUGAUCUCAACACCAACUCGUCCGUCCCCGUCUCGUUCAACAUUGUUCCCUCCGGCAACGAGCCUUGGGACUCGUCCAACCCCAUGGGUCCCACCUUCAACGCCAACUACGAGGUCCCCAGCCAGGGUGCUUCCAAGGCGGAAGGCUUCUUCGGAAAGCUCUCCAACUCGGUCAAGACCGCUUUCCUCGAGAACGGUCACUUGACGCCCGCCGGUAAGACCGCCGCCAUCGUCUGUCCUCUCGUCGUGUUCGCUGUCGUGUUGGGUCUCGUUAUUCGUCGUCUCCACAUCAAGCGCUUCAACAAGACCGUCGACUGGGCUGAGAACAUGGACAAGCGCAUGAGCAGGAUCUCAGUCGACUGGACUGCCGGAGGUGACGGUUCCGCGGGUGCCGUCCCGGGCACGAGGCCACACUCCUAUAUCGCCCGUCAAUCGCGCGAGAUGGAUGCCAACGGAAACUUUGCUGGUCGCGGCGCCGCCGGUGCUCGUGUACCCCGCCAGAUGGAGGACAUCAGCGCAAGCUACGCCAACGAGGCUGAGAUGCGCGAGGCCAUGCCCCGCGGUCUGUCCAUGUACGAGGAAGGCAACCGCACCUCUCGCAUCUCGUUCGCCGACACCACGCGUGGUGACCGUGUCUCGCGCAUCAGCUACGCCAACUCGAGCGAUGCACACGGCAAGGCGGCCUCGUCUACACCCCACAGGAUGGGUCAGCAGAGCAACACGCGCCGUUCGCAACUCGUCGACUCGUACUACGACCCCGAUGCGCCUGCCGUUCCUCAAGUCGAUGCUCGUUACCGUGCUAGCCAGGACACCAACCGGGCUUCGCGCUUCGCCGACGCUGCCAUCUACGCUGAGGACGACGACGAGGUGCUCAUGAGCCCUGAUCAGCACGACGGUCCUCGUCUUCUCGGUAACAACGACGUGGACCGCAUGCGACAGAGCAUCGACGCCAACGCGCGCAACUCGAUGCUGGCCUACCCUGCGCUGAGCAUGAUGUCGUCUGGUCGCGAGGGUAGCGACGGCCACGACAUGUUCGACGGUGCUCACCUCGAGCGCAAGGCGUCCAACGGCAGCCAGGAUGACUACAUGAACCACCAGCACUACCAGCACCAGCCCGCAGUGUCGGCGCAGACGGGCAUGGCACCGCCGUCCAACUUUGCAUCGCCGGACGAGGCCAUGAAGCACUACGCAUCGCUGCGUAAGGGUGCUGGCUCGGUCAUGACGGACGCGCCUUCCAUGGUGCAGAGCUCGCGAUCGCUCUACACGCCGGAUCCUCUGAACCAUCGCGGUCACAUGAGCGUCGCAGGCUCGUCGCUCAACGAGGAGGAGGUGGUGGGCUACAACGAGAUGAUUGACCACGGCAACCAGUCUCGUUAA
Messenger RNA from Kalmanozyma brasiliensis GHG001, 1734 nucleotides. Its product is annotated as Protein of unknown function DUF4448. Bases 1 to 1734 code for a protein of 577 amino acids. The record is from RefSeq and is a predicted model, not a curated record. NCBI's taxonomy places the organism in Eukaryota, Fungi, Basidiomycota, Ustilaginomycetes, Ustilaginales. The transcript has a single exon.